AUGACCGCACUGGGAUACCACGUAACCGAAAUGUGGGAAUGCGUCUUCGAUCGUCUUCUGAAGAACAAUGCUGAGAUGAGGGCGUACAUUGCGAGUCACUCGACUAACUCGCGUACCGAGUCUUUAAACCCGCGGGAUGCUUUCUAUGGCGGACGUACAGGUAACACAUCGUGUUAUCACGAGGUAAAAACGGAUGCGGACGGAGUCGCGACCGAGCAGAUACGUUAUGUCGACGUGUGCUCGCUUUACCCUUACGUCCGUAAAAGCGGUCGAUACCCGGUGGGACAUCCGGUCGUCUACGUGGGUGACGAGUGCCGCAUGUUAACGGGGAUGGGUGGUACGGACAUAGCAAGGGUCGAGGGCUUGGUGAAGUGUACGGUCUUACCGCCUCAAAACCUAUACCACCCAGUCUUGCCGGUGCGUAUGCACGAAAAAUUGAUGUUUGCUUUGUGUCGCACGUGCUGCGAGAACCUCGAACAAAACGGCUGUCGGCAUAGCGAAGAAAAACAGCGGGAGUUCGAGGGUACGUGGGUAUCCGACGAAUUGAGAAAAGCCGUAGAGAAGGGCUACCGGAUUUUAAAUAUUCUGGAAAUCUGGCAGUUUCAGAUUACUUCUUUUGAUUCUUCUACUCGGCAAGGUGGCCAUUUCACGCAGUAUAUAGAUACGUUCCUUAAAAUCAAGCAGGAGGCCAGUGGCUGGCCUGCCGAUUGCAAGGACGAGGCAUCGCGCAAUGAUUAUCUCGACGAGUACGAGAGAGUAGAGGGGAUUCGGCGAGACCGUUCCAGAAUUUCAAAGAAUCCCGGUCUGCGCUCCGUGUCUAAGUUAUGCCUGAAUUCGUUUUCGGGAAAGUUCAGGCAGCAGGAAAAUAUGACGAAAACGGAGAUAGUGAAUACGCGUCAGCAACUAUUGGAAUUAAUCACCAACCCCGAAGUCGUGAUAUCGGGCAUAUUGAUAGUAAACGAUACCGUACUGUACGUUAACUGGUCACACGCCGCGCAAAGCGUUGAACCGUCGCCUCUAUCCAACGUCGUUAUCGCCGCGUAUACGACUGCCCAGGCUCGCUUAAAAUUGUACGAGUAUCUCGAACUACUCGAUAGACGCGUACUCUAUUACGAUACGGAUUCCGUAAUUUACCGGCGAAACAUGCUCGAUCCGAACGAGUACGAACCGCCGACGGGAAAUUUCCUCGGUGAUCUCACGGACGAAUUGGAGGCGCAUUCACGCGUUUGUUUCGGGGGGUGCGAAAUUCUACGCGUUUAUGGUACGGCGCCCUGA
Molecule: messenger RNA, 1275 nt
Organism: Athalia rosae (coleseed sawfly)
Lineage: Eukaryota; Metazoa; Arthropoda; Insecta; Hymenoptera; Athaliidae
Exons: 1
Coding region: 1-1275 (424 amino acids)
Biological process (GO): DNA replication
Molecular function (GO): nucleotide binding; DNA-directed DNA polymerase activity; DNA binding
Source: RefSeq, a predicted model, not a curated record